AUGUUUCAGUUCACAUCGGGUGUAAACCCCUCGAAUCAGGGCAACAUCAAAGUAGUCUCUCAAAAGACUGAAUAUGUCACAAAGAAUAAGGGAUCAGAGCCAGAUGAUGCUUCGACAAAAUCGUUGUCAAGCUGGACAGAUGACGCUGAGAAGGCUGCAAAUGAUCUCAAGGGAGAAGCAUGUGAAAAAUUGUCGGGAUGGAAAACUGAAGUCCAGCAAACAGCUGGAGACGCUAAGGGUUUAUCAGCCCGCAUCUUUAACGAUGCACAGCAGAAAGCCACCGAUGCGAAAUUCCAGACUGCUGAGAAGCUGUUGGGAAUGAAAAAUGAAGCUGAAAAAAUUGUGAAAGAUGCUAAAGAUACCAUUCACAAUUCAUUUGCUGACGCUAACAAAAAAGCAGGCAAUACAAAAGAUUCUGCUGCUGAAAAGCUAUCCGGCAUGAAAGAUUUUACCGAAAACACAGCUGCUGAAGCUCAAAGAGCCGCUGCUGAGGCUCUUCAUGAUGCGCAGAAGAAAGCUGCUGACUUGAAGAGUGAUCUUGAAGGCAAGUUGUCGGAUUGGAAGAAUAACAGUGAAAAAUCGGCUCUAGAAGCUGAGGAGGCUACCAUAAUUUUGAUUGAUAACGCCCAGAAGAAAGUGGGUGAAGUAAAGAACGAGAUUAAUGAGAAAUUGUCGGAAUUAGAGGCUGAAGCCGCAAAAGUGUCUACCGAAGGAAAGAACCGUAUCGCCGAGAUUCUUGACGAAGCCAAGAAUAGGGCAGCUGAAGCAGCCAUGGAGACUGCAGAGAGGUUGGCACAUUUGAAAUGUGAGGCAAAAGCGAUUAGCAGCGAAGGUAACCAGAUUGCUUUGGAUGCUGUUCUCGAUGCCCAGAAGAAGGCUGCUGACCUCAGAGAUUACACCACGCAAAACAUGCAAGUUUGGAAGUCAGAGGCUGAAGCUAUAGCUGCUAAUGCUAAAGAUACCGCUCAACAUGCAGUUGACGAUGCUGCCAAAAAAGCAGCUCAGUUGAAGGAUGAAGCCGCUCAGAAGCUUUCCGGAUUGAAGAGCGAGGCGGAAAGAACAGCAGCACAGGCGAAAGACACUAUCUCACAUGCAUACGAAGGCGCCCAGCAGAAGGCUGGUGAAGUGGAGAAGCAAACUGUCGUCAAGCUACAAGGCCUAAAAUCGAAUGUUGCGGGAACCGGUGAUGACGCUCACAAUGAUGCUUUACGUGCUCUUAGCGAUGCUCAAAAAAAAGCAGCUGAACUGGAGCAGGAGACUGCUAAGAAGUUAUCUGGUUGGAAGUCUGAAGCUGACAGGCUAGCUGCUGAAGCUAGAGACAAAGCUUCUGGAGUGCUUAACGAAGCUCAAAAACAAGCACAGGACAUGAAGAGUCAAGCACAGAUGACUGCUGAAAGCAUCAUUGGUGAUGCUGAGACUAAAGCAAUUGAAGUGAGGAUUGAGUCCCAAAAGGUAGGCUUGAGGUUUUGCUUAUAGGA
Molecule: messenger RNA, 1478 nt
Organism: Strongylus vulgaris
Lineage: Eukaryota; Metazoa; Nematoda; Chromadorea; Rhabditida; Strongylidae
Source: the annotation of a GenBank genome assembly